This is a messenger RNA of Heterostelium album PN500, 462 nucleotides long. RefSeq lists its product as uncharacterized. The transcript is spliced from 3 exons. The record is from RefSeq and is a predicted model, not a curated record. Lineage: Eukaryota; Evosea; Eumycetozoa; Acytosteliales; Acytosteliaceae. Bases 1 to 462 code for a protein of 153 amino acids.
AUGGGUGAAAAGAAAAUGGAAAUGUUUUUGAGGAUUAUGGUUAUCUUUUGUGCGAUAGCAUUAAUUGGUCUAACUGUACCUUAUUGGAUCUAUCUUAAAUAUGCAGUCGAUGAUUCAGCUUGGGUUGCAUUUGCCAUAUAUCUAAUAUCAGCACUGCUGUUGAUUUUCUUGGCUUUCAUUGGUAUUUUUGGUGCUGUCAAGAAGAACAGAGGUUUACUUUUAUAUUUUGCAGUUGUAAUGAUUAUUAUGUUAUUGUUUGCAGUUGCUCAGAUUAUCGUAACAACAUUGGAUCUAACAGAUUGCAGUGAUAAGGGUAACAACUUUAGUUUCCUAUGUUCAAGAAAUUCAGCAGGUUACUACGCACCGGUUGCCGUAUUACUAUUUAUUAAUUUGUUUGGUGCUAUCGUUGCGUUGGUACUAAGAUGGAAAUUGGUUCACGAUACAUCUGGAAACUACUAUUAA